GGAUCCACUUGCUGUGAGGCAACAGUGCUAACCACAACACCACCGUGCCGCCCCAAAAUGCUGAACUUGUGAUACUAAAUGCACUUUAAAAAAUAUGACAGUUUUCUUUUUCAGUUCAGUGUGGAAACAAGCAUAACUUCCUGAAUCUAAAGAGGAGGCAGACCAUACAGGAUGGCGGUGGUGAUGCAGCUCGUCUCCUUUCUCUCCCUCUUUGUCUCCAUUACAGUGUCUGAUGGGAUUUUUAAACUGGUUAACAGUUCUGUUCAACUGGAUGUACAGACAAAAGAUUAUGAGUUUGAUGACUUCACAUGGAAAUUUAACAAAAGUAAAAACGUUGUGAAAUACUAUAAAAAUUAUCCAAGUAAAGUAUACAUAGAGUAUAAAAACAGAGUGGAGGUGAAUGAGAAAACCCAAAGUCUGACAGUGAAGAACUUGCAGAAGACUGAUAGUGGACUCUAUGAAGCAGAGGCAUCUGGUGAACAAGAACGAAUUGUGGCCUCGUACCAAUUAACUGUGUUGGAUCCAGUGGAGAAACCAGUCCUGAAUGUUUCUCCCCAGCAAAGCAAUGGCAUCUGUAAUGUGACUCUCAGCUGUGAAGCUCAGAAGCUCUCAGUCACCGCUCACUGCUACAGUGAUAGUUGUGAUAUGAAGGAAAAUGAAAAGGCUGUAGAUGGGUUCCUUUCCCUCUCACUGUAUGUCAGUAACAGCUUCAUUAUUUGUAAUCAUAGCAACCCAGUCAGCUGGAAAAAUACAACCAUAAAGAUGGAAGAACUGAAAAAACGUUGCCCUUCUAAUGGUAUAAAAUUCACUGGAAGUAAAGCAGAAAUAAAUGUGUCUGUCACAUCCAGCUCCACCACUGAUCCAGAAGCUACUGCUCUCCAAUCCGCUCUGCAUCCAGCACAGACUUUAUAAUGAACUAAUUCACCUCAACACGAACCCACCUGUUUCCUGAUUUCAGUCAUGAUACAGAGUAGCUAUUGAAGAUGCGCCUUUUCACUUACUCUUUGCUAUGAUUUGUUUUCUUUGAAAAUUCAUUUCUGAGAGUUUUUCAGGGGUUUUUUUCUGGCUUUUGUUUGACCAUGUUCAUUUCCUGGUUUAUGAUUCUGUUUUGCUUUAUACUAUCUGUCUUAUGACCUUGUUCUGCCUGAAGGUGAUGAUAAAUAAAGCUUGCAUAGGUCCAUGUGAUGGAAUUUGUGACCUUUUCCCUUCUGUGAUUUUUUUCCCUGACAGGUGAUUUAUAUUUGUGUUUGAUCUAGCUGUUGAUUUUGCUGUAAAACAGAAAAUCAAGUGUAUCCUUGUAUCAUCAUAGAUAAGGAGUCAAAUAUCACAAAUGCUUGUCAUCUCAUCAUCUCUAGCCGCUUUAUCCUGUUCUACAGGGUUGCAGGCAAGCUGGAGUACAGCGGGGUACACCCUGGACAAGUCGGCAGGUCAUCACAGGGCUGCCCCAUAGACACAGACAACCAUUCACACUCACCGUCAAUUUAGAGUCACCAGUUAACCUAACCUGCAUGUCUUUGGACUGUGGGGGAAACCGGAGCACCCGGAGGAAACCCACGCGGACACGGGGAGAACAUGCAAACUCCGCACAGAAAGGCCCUCGCCGGCCACGGGGCUCAAACCCGGACCUUCUUGCUGUGAGGCGACAGCGCUAACCACCACACCACUCAUGGCCGUAACUACCAUUGAGGACACCGAGGUCAUGUCCUCGGUAUUUUUUUCAGAAAUUUAAAAUUGGUCUACAUUGAAUUCGAGCAGUGAUCAAUGUAAAACGCAGCGUCCACAUCCACAUGUCAUCUGUAUUUCCCCCCAAUAAAAUUCACAUUUGUCUAAUGUCAUCUGAAAUCUCUCAGCCUCUAUCUUUAUCAUUGCCGUGUCUAACGCAGCGUCAUGUGACGUAGCCUAUACUAGUGUCGGCCGGGGAAGUUGGGUUUUGGA
This is a messenger RNA of Neoarius graeffei (lesser salmon catfish), 1935 nucleotides long. Its product is annotated as SLAM family member 9-like. The transcript has 4 exons. Lineage: Eukaryota; Metazoa; Chordata; Actinopteri; Siluriformes; Ariidae. The coding region runs from base 172 to 912 and encodes 246 amino acids. The record is from RefSeq and is a predicted model, not a curated record.